Messenger RNA from Rotaria sordida, 432 nucleotides. NCBI's taxonomy places the organism in Eukaryota, Metazoa, Rotifera, Eurotatoria, Philodinida, Philodinidae. The record is from the annotation of a GenBank genome assembly.
AUGUGUUUACCUCAUUUACAUUCAAUGGUUCUUCAUCCUGCUGAAUAUGUUCAAAGUUCAAUUGAUAUUUUUUCUGAAAUAUUUCUUUUAUCUACAUUAAAAUAUUUCAAACUUACAUAUCAAAUGAGAAUCUAUGAGGAUUCAUUAUCCAGUUACUCUUGGCAAUAUGGUCAUAGUACAAUUGAACAUCUCACCAUUAAUACUUGUUUUCCAGAUAGUUUAUUAAUUGAUUUAUUAGUUUGUUUUCCAAACUUACGUCGUUUAUCAAUUAAUUAUCUCACUCACUCACAUUUCGAUGAUACUAAAUUACGCAUUUCUCAAUCAUCAAAAGAUUUAAAAUGUGUUACACUUAAACUGGAUCUAAUAACAUUUAAUAUAUUCGAAAAAAUUAUACAAAUUUCUUUUAUUAUGUUGAAAUUUUACAAAUUGUAA